Closterium sp. Naga37s-1 is the source of this 2331-nucleotide messenger RNA. The record is from the annotation of a GenBank genome assembly. Lineage: Eukaryota; Viridiplantae; Streptophyta; Zygnematophyceae; Desmidiales; Closteriaceae.
AUGGCCGAGGUUGUGGGUGACAGUGUGGGCGAGUCUGCUGGUGAGUCGCAGCAGUCUCUUGUGCCUCUGCAAUCCGCACAGGAGCUUGUAAUGGAGAAGAUGCGGCAGCACUCCUUGGCUUCUGCUCAUGCUGCUGCUACUAUGAACAAUGGCGGGGGAGGCGUGGACGUGGAGGGGUUUUUUGGCGGGCAGUCUGGGAGUGGGGGCGUAGAGUUGGCAUUAUUAGAACCGAGCGAGGACUUGGGUAGCACGAGGCGAUGUCAUGACAAGGCAAUCCCAAUUAGUUGUGGUUAUGGCGAGAGCAGCACCAGGAGUGGCUGUAGGAGUGAGCGCAAGUGUGGAAGCGACGAGGGGGGUGAUGAGGGAGGGAGAGUGGGGGACGUGGGCUCUUGUGCUCGUGCUCUGCCGUGUGGACCCAGGCAGAAUGCACUCAAGGCGCUGAAAAGCAGGCCAUGGGCGGUUAAGGGUGUGGAGUGUGGUUGGGAGGAGAAAGGCGAGGCAUACGGGACGGAGGCAGGGGGUUCUGACACCCUUCAAUGCUGUUUACAAGGAGGGAAUUCUGGGGUGGCUGGGACCUCUGGGGUUGCUGAUGCUCCUAGUUUGGGUGCGAAGUGUGGAGUGGAUGGGGCUGCUGGUUUGGACGGGUUAUUUGCUCUGAGUGCUGCUGUUGAGGUGGCGCUAUGGGACUCGGACGAUGCGAUACCUGCCAGUCAUGCCAUGCACGGGCAUGCGAAUCAAGUGACACUGGCAUGUGCACACACACAUGCACAUACUCACCCAGACGCAUGUGCACCUGCACCUGCUCAUGCGCUUGAGUGGGCGCAAGAGGAAGAGGCAGCAGAUGCAGCGGCACAGGGGCAUGGGGGGGCGCGUGCACAUGAGCCUUGUAUCGGACCCUUGGAGGUUGAAGGCAGGGGCGGAGGUGCGCUUGUGCAUGGAUUGCUUGCAUGCGGGCUCGCUGCUGGGAUGACGGAUGGGUCUCCAGACCAGCAGACUGAAUGCAACCGUGCCCAUGGCCUGGGGAAUGCAUGGGAAGCGGGGGAUGCGAGGCAAGCUGGGGUAGGGGGGGAAGAACGUGAAGGAAACGGGUGUGUGGUUAGCUCGAGCAAUAAGGAACUAGAAAAGGGGGAAUCCGGUGAGGAGGGGUGUGUAGCAGUGGCGGUCCUAGAAAGCGAGGGGUUGGGAGGCAUAAGAGGAGGGGAUGAAGGGGAGGCUGUGGGGUCGAGAAUGCGAGUGUGGGAGGGCAAGGCUAGGGACUGCCGAGUGCAGGUGCGAGUGGGGUUCUUUCCAGAGUCACGGGUUGGGCCUUGCGCGGGGAGGUCUGCAGGGGAGAGUGGGGUCGAGGCUGUAGGAGUGGCUGAGAUGAGGGUUGGAGGUGAGGAGCUGGCGUUUGGUGAAACAGCAGGAGCAGCAGCGGGAGAGGGCGAUGUUGCGGGCAAGUUUGGUAGUGAUGAUGGUGGUGCAGGUGGGAGUGAUGGCAUGUGGAGUGCACGCACCCAUGUGCUCAUGGCGUGGGGAAAGCAGAAGGGGCGAUCAAGCGGGCACGCAUCGAAAGAGGUCAACAGGGAGGCAGGAGGAGAUGGGCUGAUGAUGCAAGUGGUGGUGGAAGGGAGUAGAGAGGAAGGCGUGUGGGUGCCUUGCAGGGUCGAAGGAGGGACGGGUGCUGCUGCUGUGACGGAGCUGGGAGGAGCAAGGCCAGAGGAGGUGCACACGCUACAGAGCCUCAAAGAUUUUGUUAGAGAUGCCCCUGCGGCAGGAGAAGCAGCGGCAGCAGGAGGAGGAGGAGGAGGAGGAGGAGGAGGAGGAGGAGGAGGAGGAGGAGGAGGAGGAGGAGGAGGAGGCGGAGCAAUAGGAGAAGGAACAGCAGCAGGAGGAGCAGCAGGAGGAGAAGGGGUGAUUGAGCUCGAGCGGAAGAAACGAAGCAGUGGAGUGGUAGUGCCAGCUAUCCUGGGUGCUACCCAUGUGCAUGCUGAAGCACAGCUGGGGAUGCAGGAAGAGUGCAUACGUGCAGCAGAGGGGUCUGCUGCCCGCACCAGGCCCUUCCUCCCAUCGCAACGGAAAGCAGUAGGUCAAAGGAAAGUGGUGGCGGGGUUUGGAAUAGGAACGAGUGGGUUCAUGGAGGGCUUGGGUAGGAGGCGCAGUGGGGGAAGCUUCGGUGGGGGAGGGCGUGGGGGAAAGAUGGGGGGAGGAGAGUGUGGGGACGGUGAGAGUGGUGGUGCUGAAAUGGAAGAGGGCAGAGUAGGGAAUGGAGAGCGCUGUUGCAUGGGAAAGGGUGUCGGGGGACAGCGAGGGGUACACGAGGGUAAAGGGAAGGAGGUUGAGAAGCAGUGA